Arachis ipaensis is the source of this 2516-nucleotide messenger RNA. Its product is annotated as sulfate transporter 1.3. Gene Ontology annotation, biological process: sulfate transmembrane transport. Gene Ontology annotation, molecular function: secondary active sulfate transmembrane transporter activity. The record is from RefSeq and is a predicted model, not a curated record. NCBI's taxonomy places the organism in Eukaryota, Viridiplantae, Streptophyta, Magnoliopsida, Fabales, Fabaceae. Gene Ontology annotation, cellular component: membrane.
CUUGAUAACAUUGACUUAGACUUAUCACAGUCCUUGGAGUUAUAUUAUCCCAUAACUUCACAGCUCCUACUCCAGAAUCAAAGCUUCCUUCAGCUUACACUUGUUCCAUUCAGGUGAAGGGGCAUUAUUGUUAAUGUCUUCAAUGGGUGCUUCAGCUGAAGAGAACCUUGAAACAAAACAGAUGGAUGAGAGAAGCUUUUCAAUAUCUUCAUCACAAGGCCAACAACAGGCACCACCAUAUGUGCACAAAGUGGGAAUUCCUCCACGACAGAACCUGUUCCAAGAAUUCAAGGCAACCAUCAAGGAGACAUUCUUUGCUGAUGAUCCUCUAAGAUCCUUCAAGGACCAACCGAAAUCGCGAAAGUUCGUCCUCGGUAUUGAGGCCUUGUUCCCCAUACUCAACUGGGGGAGAAGUUAUAACCUUAAGAAGUUUAGAGGAGAUCUUAUAUCUGGCCUAACUAUUGCGAGUCUUUGCAUUCCCCAGGAUAUCGGAUAUGCCAAGCUUGCAAAGUUGCAACCAGAAUAUGGACUGUACUCAAGCUUUGUUCCACCACUAAUCUAUGCUGUCAUGGGUAGCUCCCGUGAUAUCGCAAUAGGACCAGUGGCAGUGGUUUCUCUCUUGUUGGGAACCUCACUUAGUAAUGAGAUUGAUCCUACUACACAUCCAGAGGAAUAUCUGAGACUUGCCUUCACAGCCACUUUCUUUGCUGGGAUUACUCAAGCAACACUUGGGAUUUUCAGGUUGGGAUUCUUGAUUGACUUCCUGUCCCAUGCAGCUAUUGUUGGUUUUAUGGGGGGUGCUGCCAUCACCAUUGCCCUUCAACAACUUAAGGGCUUUCUUGGGAUUCAAACAAAAAAUUUCACAAAAAAAACUGAUAUUGUCAAUGUGAUGCAUUCAGUAGUCUCCACAGCCCAUCAUGGAUGGAAUUGGGAAACUAUACUCAUUGGAGCAAGCUUCUUGGGUUUUCUUCUAUUUGCCAAAUUCAUUGGAAAGAAGAAUAAAAAGUUCUUCUGGGUGCCAGCAAUUGCCCCAUUGAUAUGUGUUAUCUUGUCCACUUUUUUUGUAUUCAUAACACGUGCAGAUAAACAUGGAGUAGAAAUUGUUAGAAACAUUAAAAAAGGGAUCAAUCCUUCAUCUGUUAAAGAAAUAUAUUUCACCGGUGACUACCUUGGGAAAGGUUUUAGAAUUGGUGUCAUGGCAGGCAUGAUAGCACUAACUGAAGCUGUAGCAAUUGGAAGAACAUUUGCAUCUGUGAAGGACUAUCAACUGGAUGGAAACAAAGAAAUGGUAGCAUUAGGAGCUAUGAAUGUUGUAGGUUCAAUGACUUCAUGUUAUGUUGCAACUGGUUCUUUCUCUAGGUCAGCAGUGAAUUUCAUGGCUGGUUGUCAAACUGCAGUAUCUAAUAUUGUGAUGUCUGUAGUUGUGUUCUUAACCCUGGAAUUCAUCACUCCCCUUUUCCAUUACACUCCAAAUGCCAUUCUUUCUUCAAUCAUCAUUUCUGCUGUCAUCAACCUUGUGGACUAUCAGGCAGCUAUUUUGAUUUGGAAGAUUGAUAAAUUUGAUUUUGUUGCUUGCAUGGGAGCAUUCUUUGGUGUUGUUUUUGCCACUGUUGAGAUAGGACUUCUAAUUGCUGUUUCUAUAUCCUUUGCAAAGAUUCUACUACAAGUUACAAGGCCUAGAACUUGUAUUUUGGGGAAGAUUCCUAGAACAACUGUGUAUAGAAACAUCCAUCAAUACCCAGAAGCUAGUAAGGUUCCAGGUGUACUUAUUGUGAGAGUUGAUUCUGCAAUAUAUUUCUCCAACUCCAAUUAUGUCAAAGAAAGGAUACUAAGAUGGUUGAUGGAUGAAGAAGAACAAGGAAAAGGAGAUUACCAAACAAGAAUCCAGUUUUUGAUUGUUGAAAUGUCACCCGUUACUGACAUAGACACCAGUGGCAUCCAUGCCCUUGAAGAGUUACACAGAAGUCUUGAGAAGAGAGAUGUUGAGCUUGUUCUGGCAAAUCCUGGCCCAGUGGUGAUUGACAAGAUUUACACAUCAAAGCUUGCAAACAUGAUUGGUGAGAACAAGAUCUUCCUCACAGUUGCAGAGGCAGUUGCAUAUUGUUCUCCAAAGCUAGCUGAGGACCCAUGAAAGAACAAUGAACAAUGAUCUCAAUUUUGCAUUCAAACAGAGAGAAGAGAAGAGAGAGGAAACUGAAAUGGGACAUGCACAAAUGUGAAAUGUUAAAAGAGAAGAGAGGCCAAUGUGGUUUCUGCUAUAGUCAACUAUAGGAUCAAGAGUGAGUGAGAUGGUCCAUCACUAAUAAAAAAAAAAGGAAAUAAUAAAGUGGGUAGAUGAUAAUGGCCUAUCUGAUAGUUAGUGCUAUAUGAUAUGGAUAUCCUUAUCCUAAAGUGGGCAAAUACAUAUACAUGCACACAAGUAUAGUAUAAGAUGUAAAAUCAUUAAAUAACUCUAAUAAGCAUUAACUCCUUCCCUUCUUUUUGCUUGAGAAACAAAACCAUAGGAAUCUAACCUA